GCAUCCAUGAGCCAAACAAGCGGUGGCGAGGCAGGUUCGCCGCCUCCAGCUGUAGUUGCUGCUGCUUCGCCAUUCAGAGACAGGCAUCGAGUGGUGGGUUGUGUGACAGUGUCUGUCAAUAGUGAAGACAAAUAGUGCCAGAGACACUUAACCCAUCCAAUCUCACCCAGGGUAUAGGUCGGUCUUGUUUUCAGACUUCUUCAUAAGUCUCUUUUCUUUCUUUCUUUUUUUAUUUUUUUUUUAAUUUUUUUUUAAUUUUAAAAUUAUUUUUAAUUUUUUUCGUUUUAUUUCUGAAUAGUGGAUUGAUACUGAUUUGAAACUAAAGUUUUUGGAAAAAGUUUUUGACAUGACAUCAGUAAUACAAGAAGAAGAAAAGUAGAACCCCAAGUUUGGCAUGUGAGGUGUUGAAAGCAGGUUUGCAGCCACUUUGUAAGUUCUGGGUUUUACCUUUAAAACCUUUGACAACACAAGCGUUGAUGGUGGAAAUUUUGCAGUUUCCUUCUGGGUUUGCCCUGAAAUUGUUCUUUUGUAUCAAGGGGUUCAAAUAAACCGAUUAACAUGCAAAGUAUUAUCAAGAAAAUGACAUGUUGGAUAAAUUUAAUACCUUUAUUGAAAGUUAUACUUGACAUAUUAAACUUAUACAUCACCUAAUUCUCACUCUGGGGUGAGUUUUCAUUUUGGACACUCUUUUUCUGCACAGAGUGUAGGGGAUUACCUGGGAUGCAGGGGAGGCCCUGAGAGAAAAAUUAGUUCUUUAAUGGCUUUUUGCUUGUCCUGGCUGUCCACACACAGGUGGCUGAAAAACUUGUGAAACCAAAAAUAUCUCCAGUUUAUUUGCCUUUGCAAUUUUAAACUCUGCAACCUGGGAAAUAACUUGCUUUCGCAAUUAAAAAAAAAAAAAAUAAAAGGUCAUCAGGACACUGUUUGUUUCUUUUUGAGGACUUGAUAAUCCUUGUUGUAUUUAAGGAUAUUUGAAAAGAAUGAACAAGGAUUUCAGGAUUGGCUCCACAGAAGUGUUACCUAAAAAGACUCUCUCAGUGCCAAGUAGCGGGUUUUUCUCUCCUGCCUUUCAGACCUUUUUUUUUUUUUAAGAGGCUGAAUGCCUUGUUUGUCUUCACAAGAGAGUAGGAUAUGGAAAAUCUGUCAUUGCCUUAGUUGCUAAUGCGGGAGGUAAAAAAUUUUUGCUCUGUGGUACCGGAAGGAAAAAACCUGCCCUGCUUUGCUCACAGGGAGCAAACCUCUUUACUAUGUGUUCCCUUAGUUUUAGGCCUGAUAUUCUGCCUCUUUUAGGGAGAAAAAGCUUGUAGGACAGGCAGCAAAAUCGGAAUUACUUAUUUCAGCUCCCUUAUGUGUUACAGCGAUGGCAGCAAAGAGAUUCAGGAGGUUUAGUUUCAACAGUGAUCACAGUUGCUCUAAUGUGGAAUAGUCCUUUCUCUCAUUUUUUAUUGAAAUAAGGAAAAUACCCACUUUGUGAUGCUGGUGAACAUUCCAUUUCUAAUCCUGAGGCUGCACAUUUGCCAUGACAAGCACUUGUCUUCUCUUUAGUGUUGUUGCUCUGAAAGCAAGUUUGAUUUUAAGGCUGUGUUAAAUUAAAUAUAUUCAGUCUUCUAUUGCAAAGCGUGCCUACUCAUCUAAAAACCAUAUAUAGCUUUGCCAUUGCACACACUGUUAAAUUGCAAAUAAAAGAGCCACCUGUGACAAUUCCUAUUAAUAUGUGUCUAAAGAAAGUAAAAUAACAGGAGUGCUCAAAGUGUAUGGGGAAGGUGUGUGUAUGCUCUCACCUUUUAAAGCAGCACCAGCUAAGUUAGAAUUACUGAAUCUUUUUUUUCCCCCAAAAUACAACACAUUCAUCCAAGAAAUCUCCUUUGGGUGUCAGAUACAAAUGUCCCUGGCUUUAGAAUAAAAUGAGAAAACAAAAUGGGAGCCGUAUAAAAUACAGUUAAUUCAUUACAGUAACUUGGUGAAUUCUUAUUUGAUUGACCCAAUUUAUUUAUUAGUUCAAAGGAAGAUGAGUUGACUCAAGGCCUGCAGACUGAGAAAACAUAGAUUUCAUUACAUUUCUUAGUAUUUGCAUAACUUAAAAUGUUACUGAAGCAAUUACUGAUUUAUCCCCCAAAACAGAUUUUAAAUUUGUGUGUUUGACUGUUCCAAUACAGCCAGUUUAUUCCAUUUGCUAUAACAUCAUACUUUCUUAUAUAUGUUUAAUUAUUUUAAUUGAGGAUACACUGACCUGUACAUUCCUUAAAACACUUGCAUAUUUAUGGCUGGUAAUGGCAGUACUUUAUUAUAGAGAGGUUUCCUUGCCAUUACUGUUUAAUUCGGGAUUAUUGCCAUAAUCUAACCUUGUCAUUCCACAGGGGUAUCUCUGGUAAAUGGAGAAUAGCGUAACCAGUAUAUAAUGGACAAUGUUUAUUUAAUUUUAAAAAGUAUAAAAACCCACAUACACAUAUUCAUACACAUAAAAUCUUCUUAGCUUCUAGGGAAAAAAAAAAAAGGAGGAGAAACUGUUUUGGAGAGAGGUAAUGGUAACACUUUCAAUGUUGCACAAUGCUGCACCCUAAAACAGCACUGCCAUCAUGAGCUCUUUUAGCUUUGUGCUCAAAAGCAUUUUAUUUAGUGAUGUAUUUAUUUUUUCCCCUAGGAAAGUGAGGGAAAAGUGCAAUCCUGGCCAGGAGAUGCAUUGAAGCACUUGCUGAGCGGGGUGAGCUCAGUGCUUGCUGUGCCUGUUCCAUGCAGAACAUGUUCUGGUUCUCUUUGAGGGUGUCAAUGAUGAAUGGAAACUAAUUCAGUUUACCAAAACAAACAUCCCCAAUAGCAACGGGCUUUCUCAACUCAAAGUGGCUGCAAAUCAGCUCCUAAAUAUUGUAACUGAAAUGAAUAUCUAGAUUUAAUAGUUCCUGCCAAUCCUAUAAGUGUUUUUGAAAGAAGCAUUGCAUUAAUGCAUGAUAUAGAAAGGAGAAAUUUGCCUUUAAAUUGGAAUGCAAAGUGACUGAAUUGUCCAAUUUCAGCCACUGUAUUUGCCAAAAAAACAAACUGGGAAAUGGAACUGGUAUCAUUCAGCUGCUCCUGGUUCACUGGGAGGUUUGGGAAAGGUGAUAAAAGCAGAAUAGUUUUUCGAUAAACUGUCAUGGCCACUACAUUUUACAGUCUGGAGUGAUGUAGGUUUGCUUUUACAUUCAUUUAGCACUGAAAAGCUGUAAAAACCAGUAAUAGUUUAAAAAUUCUUUAUCAUCAGUCAUUGAUACCCCCAGUAGUUCCAAGUAGGUGGAUUUAUGGGAAGGUUGGCUGAGUUUUACUGUUAACUAAAUAUAUAUAGUGGCUGAAAAUACUUUAUUCUGCUACUAUUAACUUAGUAAAAUGGGAUGAAAUAGUCUGACUGUCCCUAAACCUUUUAGACUAGAGAGUUUAACAUAGUAUUUUGGAUUUUAAAAAAAUCCAUGCAGCAAAAAGGAAAAAUGUCAUAUUCUUCUUAAUAACAGGGAUUACCUGCCUGACAGCAGUAACUAGCUGAACAAACACAUUGUAUAGUUAUGUAUAUAUUUAAUGUACAGUGUGUUCCAAAAUUAGGUUAUUUCAGUGGUUCUGGUUUAUCAGGUGUGGGCAGCAGUGCAGAAAUACAUAAACCAGGAUGAUCUGCCCCCAGGAAGCUGAAAUCUGACUAAAAAAUUCAGUUCAGUUAUUCCUCAGUGAGCUACAGCUGAUUGAAAUAAAUAAAUAAAGCCCUACAUUUGUCCCAUUCUGCUUCCUCUGGAGUGUUUAACCCAUGUGUUCAGUUGAUUUGUCCAUUAAAUUUCUUCCUUGGCAACAGUUAUGGUGUUCUCCAGAAACCUUCAGGGGUUUGUUUUGAUAAUUUUGAUGUUUCUAAACCAGAUUGAGCUGUGAGACCUCUGGAGACUUUCACAUGGUGUUGGAAAUCUCCUGCUUAACAGGAAUUUUUCAGAGGUCUGUCCCAAGCUGUCUCUUUGUAAGGGACUGUUAAAGUCUGAGAGAAAUCAGUCUCAGUGACUGGAAAAGUCAAAUUACAGAAAUUUUCCCUGUCCUUGGAUCAGCGUGUCACCAACGCAGAUAUUUCAGCCCUGUUUUGAACCUUCACAAUCCACAGCUCACUCAUAGUGACUGAUACCAGUUCCAUUUUGCCUACCAACUCAGUUGAUUUUAUAUUUUAUUUCUCAUUUAUGAUGGAAUAAUCAGCAGCUCUUUUUCUCAUUUAUUUUCUCAUAUUUUUAUUCCAGGAUUUGCCUCUGAAGCAGGGAGUGUCUGCAUUAAAAAUGACCUGUAGUUCUCUGCUUCAUAGAUGCUUCUUCAGCUCCUUCCUCUUCCUCCAUGGGCGGUGCUUGCAGCUCCUUUACCACCUCUUCCAGUCCUACCAUUUACUCUACCUCAGUCACCGACAGCAAGGCUAUGCAAGUGGAGAGCUGCUCCUCAGCCGUGGGGGUAAGUACCCGAGGGGUAAGUGACCAGCAGAUAACCAGUAACACAGCCCAGCAGCACCAGUCAACGCCGCGGCGCCACACAGUCCUGUACAUCUCGCCACCACCCGAGGACCUGCUGGACAACAGUCGGAUGUCCUGCCAGGAUGAGGGCUGUGCGCUGGAGUCAGAACAGAGCUGCAGUAUGUGGAUGGAGGAUUCACCCUCCAACUUCAGUAACAUGAGUACCAGUUCCUACAAUGAUAACACUGAGGUGCCACGUAAAUCGCGCAAACGCAACCCAAAGCAGAGGCCAGGGAUCAAACGCCGAGAUUGUGAAGAGUCCAACAUGGAUAUCUUUGAUGCCGACAGUGCCAAAGCGCCUCACUAUGUCCUUUCUCAGCUCAGCACGGACAGCAAAGGCAACUCAAAAGCAGGAAAUGGAGCAUCAGAGAACCAGAAGGGAGCUGGAGGGAAGAAGACCCCAAUGUUGUGUGGUCAGUAUCCAACUAAGAGUGAGGGGAAGGAACUGAAGAUUGUGGUGCAGCCGGAGACCCAGCACAGGGCUCGUUAUCUGACCGAGGGCAGCCGGGGCUCCGUCAAGGACCGGACACAGCAGGGCUUUCCCACGGUGAAGCUGGAGGGUCACAACGAGCCGGUGGUGCUGCAGGUGUUUGUGGGGAACGACUCCGGGCGCGUGAAGCCGCACGGGUUCUACCAGGCCUGCAGAGUCACUGGGAGAAACACCACCCCCUGCAAGGAGGUGGAUAUAGAGGGGACCACGGUCAUCGAGGUCGGGCUGGACCCAAGCAACAACAUGACACUGGCGGUUGAUUGUGUGGGAAUCCUGAAGCUGAGGAAUGCUGAUGUUGAAGCCAGGAUAGGGAUUGCUGGGUCCAAGAAGAAGAGCACACGCGCCCGGCUGGUCUUUCGCGUCAACAUCACACGCAAGGACGGCUCCACCCUGACCCUGCAGACGCCUUCUUCCCCCAUUCUGUGCACUCAACCAGCGGGAGUUCCAGAGAUCCUAAAGAAAAGUCUCCACAGCUGUUCAGUGAAGGGUGAAGAAGAAGUUUUUCUGAUUGGCAAGAACUUCUUAAAGGGAACAAAAGUGAUUUUCCAAGAGAAUGUUUCUGAUGAGAAUUCUUGGAAGGCAGAAGCUGAGAUAGACAUGGAAUUAUUUCAUCAGAAUCACCUUAUUGUGAAGGUGCCACCAUAUCACGACCAGCAAAUAACCUCAGCUGUUUCUGUGGGAAUAUACGUGGUGACCAACGCUGGGAGAUCUCACGAUGUGCAGCCCUUUACCUACACUCCAGAUCCAGCAGCUGGGACUCUGAAUGUUAAUGUGAAGAAGGAAAUCUCCAGCCCAGCCCAACAUUGUUCUUUUGAAGAGGCUAUAAAAGCAGUGAAGGCCACAGGCUGUAACCUGGAGAAGGUGAACAUUCUUCCUAGUGCCUUGAUAACUCCACUCAUGCCAAGCAGUAUGAUUAAGAACGAAGAUGUGGCUCCAAUGGAAGUAAGUGCAGAAAAACACUCUCCCCCCACGUUCCAGGCUUCAAAUGUGGUUGGACCAACUCAACAAACAUUGGAAAACAGCAUGUCUGGCAUAUCAACUUCUGCUUCCCAUUUACCUUCUGAAAGUGAAAACCAGCAGCAAAUCCAGCCCAAGGUGUACAAUCCAGAGCCCCUGACCACGAUCCAGACCCAGGACAUUUCCCAGCCUGGCAGCUUCUCAGCAGUGUCCACUCCGGGGCAGCUGCAGAACAGCGACGCGUUACUGCAGCAGGCUGCCCAGUUCCAAACAAGGGAUUCCCAGACCAGGGAAGUGCUGCAGUCGGAUGGCACAGUAGUGACUCUGUCACAGUUGACUGAUGCAUCACAACAACAACAGUCCACGCUCUCAGAGCCAGCACAGGCCUUGCAGCAGCAGAUUUCAUCGAGUAUCUUCUCAUCGGCCAGUGGCGUGAGUCAGUUACAGAACACGAUACAGCAGCUCCAGGCAGGGAAUUUUGCAACCAACACUGCCACUGGCAGCAAUAGGAACGUUGACUUGGUGCAGCAGGUUUUGGAAGCUCAGCAGCAGUUAUCUUCCGUUCUGUUCUCUGGUUCAGACAGCAGUGAGGAUGUCCAAGAUCAGCUGAACGCAGAUAUCUUUCAGCAGGUCAGUCAGAUACAGAAUAGCGUAAAUCCUGGGAUAUUUUCCUCCUCAGACACAGGUGUCCAUUCCAGAGCGGAGAACCUUUUGCCUGGGCGAGCUGAGAACGUUCACUCUCAGCCCGAGAACUCCCUGUCCAACCCCCAGCAGCAGCAGCAGCAGCAGCAGCAGGCGAUGGAGACGUCGGCGGCGAUGGUGAUCGGGAUCCAGCAGAACAUGUGCCCGGCGGCCACGCCGAUGCAGUCGGAUCUGUUCUCCUCCACAACGUCGGGGAACGGAGCCCUGCAGCAGUCCCCAGUGUACCAGCAGGCUUCUCACAUGAUGAGUGGGUUAUCAACUAAUGAAGACAUGCAAAUGCAGUGUGAAUUAUUCUCCUCGUCCCCCGGUGUCUCGGGGAGCGAGGCGGCCGCCCCUGCUCAGCAGCAGGUCUCCAACAACGGCCCUGCCAUGUUCCAGGCAUCCAAUUCUGCAGAUGGAGAAGAGGCUUCGGGGCAGAAUAAGCAGAUGCAGAGCUCUGUGUUUCAAACCAUGGUUCAGAUGCAGCACAGUGGGGAAAGCCAGUCCCAGGUUAAUCUCUUCUCAUCUACCAAAACCAUGAUGAGUGUCCAGGCGAGUGGGACUCAGCAGCAAGGGGGGGGCCUGUUCCAGCAAGGUGGGGAAAUGAUGUCGAUCCAGUCGGGAAGCUUCAUGCAGCAGUCUCCGCACUCACAGGCUCAGCUUUUCCACUCUCAGAAUCCUAUUGGUGAUACUCAGAAUAUAUCCCAGGAAACACAAGGCUCUCUUUUUCAUAGCUCAAAUUCCAUUGUCCACAACCAGACCAACACUAACUCCUCUGACCAACUGCAGCCCCCGAUGUUCCACUCUCAGAAUGCCAUGGGUGUCUUGCAGAGCUCCUCGGUUCCUCAAGACCAACAGUCUGCCAACAUGUUCCUCUCCCAGAGUUCCAUGAGCAACCCUGCCACUCAGGAAGAACAGAUGUCAUUCUUUACAAGCCCAAAUUCCAUUUCUUCUCUUCAGACAGCAACAAACACUGAACAGCAGACUUCUUUCCAGCAGCAGACCCAGAUAUCUCAUAUCCAGAGUUCUAUGCUUCCCCAGGAGCAGCCCCAGACCCAGCCUGCUCAGCAGGGUUUGUUUCAGUCUCAAGUGUCGUUGGGCUCCAUCCAGUCCAGCUCCAUCCCGCAGAACCAACAAGGAGCCAUCUUCCAGCCUCAGCAUUCGAUCGUUGCUAUCCAGAGCAGUCCUCCAGCACAAGAACAGCAGCAGCAGCAGCAGCAGAACAUGAUGUUCAGCAAUCAAAACGCAAUGGGUACCAUGGCUUCUCAAAAACAGAACAUGAUUUUCAAUCCAAAUCAAAACCCAGUUACCAACCAGGAGCAGCAAGGCCAGUCCAUUUUCCAUCCACAGACGAACAUGGCGUCGAUAAACCAGGAGCAGCAGCCCAUGCAAUUCCAGAGUCAGACUCCAGUGUCUUCUCUCCAAAAUCCUGGCUCCAACCAGGCCGAAGCACAGCAGCCAACCAUCUUCCAUAACUCGCCCCAGAUUCAGCUGGUCCAAGGGUCCCCAAGUUCUCAAGAGCAACAAGUCACCCUGUUCAUCUCCUCAGCUUCCAUGUCUGCCCUGCAGAACAGCAUGAGCCAGCCAGAGCUGCAGCAGUCUCCCAUGUACUCCUCCCAGAACAGCAUGGCAGGACUGCCAGGAACUGCCUCUCCUCCCCAGCAGCAGGCCCCUUUGUUCCACAACACAGCGGGAGGUGCCAUCAACCAGCUGCAGAAUUCCCCCGCGUCGUCCCAGCAGACAUCAGGAAUAUUCCUGUUUGGCAUCCAAAACAACUGUGGCCAGCUGCUCACCUCGGGGCCAGCCCCGCUGCCGGAGGAGCUGAUGGCCAUGGGCCAGCCCGGGCAGCCCCAGGGCGAGGGGCAGGCGGCGGUGCCGGCGCUCCUGUCCCAGCAGAUCUCGGAGCCGGCGCCGCUGCCGCCGGCGAUGGCACCCAACCAGAACAUGGAGAAAAUUGAUGAUCUGCUCGUGUCCUUGCAAAACCAGGGGAACAACAUGGCUGGCUCCUUCUAAUCUGGCAAAAAUUCUGUGAAGAAAAAAAGCGACAAUUUCCCAGAUCCUCUCAGACCUUCCGACUCUGGAUUAGGCUGCGUGGAACUGAUUGCUUCUGUGGAAAAGUGGCCCUCUCUAAAGAGCACACACGUGGCCAGUGGCAGACCUGGGGCCACAGCCAUGGAAUUUGGGCUCUGUAGUGCCAAUAAUGCUGAGGAGUUAUGCUUUGUGUUAUUAGGGCGUGGGAUUGGGCUGUUACCAGGUUCCUAAACCUCAUUACUGUGGGGGCUCUUUGAAUUUAAAGCAUAUCUGGUCAGUUAUUAUUGUUGUUAGAAGGUAAUCCAUGUUACCAUGUUUACUUUUUCCCUCCUCUUCCUUCUUCACCAUCCCCUCUUUUGCCUAGGAAAGCUCAUGAAGCAGGAACAGCAGUUCCCUCUGACAUGAGCUGUGACUCAGCUGUCAGUAAGUGAUGGGAUCUCACAAUUGACAUGGAGUGGGACAGCCAAAUCUACAAUUUAUUAGUUGAAAAUGCUGAUAUAACCAAUCAGAGUUGCUAUAGAUAGCCAGAGGUGGGCAAUUCCCAUCUGAAAAUGGGAUUAGCAAUUUUCCACAUCUCUUAGCUGUACAUAGAGCAAGGCUUUGGUUGCUCUGCAAAAUGAAGAAAUGAAGGGGAACUUCCAGUUGCUCUUAAAAUUUUCUCCUCUAAAACAUCUUCAGCUUGAAAAGGACAUUCUGGCUGAGGAAGGAACUCCUCUGUGUCUCUCACUCUGACUGAUGGGUUGGAGCUCUGUAAAGUCUCAUUAGCUGUUCCCAAACCAGCCUUCUCCCUUUCAUUCUUUCCAUGGUUUUCCUUCUCUCCCUCAGUUCCAUACUGUGUUUUUAAAGAAAAGACAUAAAUAUCCUACUGGCUUUAAAGCUCAGAAGCAGCUUUUAGGAAUCCUUGGCAGUAAAUUGCUUAGUCAGUAAAAGCUUUGAUAAAUAAUCAAGGAGUAAGGAGGGAGGAAGCAAUUUCCCCACCACCUUCGAAACGCAGGAAUCCCCCUUAACCCGCCGUUUUCCAGCUGUGACUGAUGGAAAUCUUCAGCUUGGCUUUACUCCAAGUAGGGGCAAAUUGCAUCAUUUUUAAGCCUUCUUAAAACAUCACUUCGUCCUGAGCUGUUGCAUCUUUGUAGCACAUGGAGCUCAUUGCAGUUCUGAAGUGAUUUUUCCUUUUUCUACCGCCAAGCCCCAAGUCUGGUUUCUAGAUUGUCAUGUUUAAUUCAGAAAUAAAUCAUUGACUGAUGUUACCGAAUGUAAAAACAACCCACUCCAGACCAUGCAGGUGUAUUGUGAGGCAUGUGAAUUUUUUGGGUGCUUCAACUCUCGGGACAGUUUGUGAUCUCUCACUACAGCCUCGCUCAGAUCCGUGUUCUCCUCCCGCUCCCCGGGCGGCCGUAACGCCUCGUAGAGUGUAGUUGGUAUCACGUCAUUUUACAUUUUUGUUAUUUGAAAUAACAAAAGAACAGUCUGUAAAUGUUUUUUUUUUUUUUAAGUUCCUCGAGUCUGUUUACUGUGUGUUUUCCCCUUAACUCGUGUGCGUAGUUGAGCCGUGUAGAGUUUUUGUUGGUUUUCCUGGAUUUUCCCCGUUUGUGGGUCUGUCACGACGUUCACUUUCUCUUUCUGUCUCUCUCUUUCUCUCUCUCAUUGAGAGGCAUUGAAUUACGUUUUCAGUAGUAAGGCUUCUUGCCGAUAUGAAGGGAACUUUUCAGAAAGAGACCUGCUCUGGGUCAUUUAAUUUUGAAUACAGUUUUCAAUCGUUCAAGUUUUGGAUGGUUUAUAUCUAAUGUGUGUUUCAUUUUUUUGGAAAGCUAUAUUUUGUAUUUAGGAAAUGGUAUAACUAUUUUGCUAUUUGUACUGAGUGAGUACAUUGGCAUAAAUAUAAAAAAUAUAUAUAUAUACAUAUAUAUAAAAUAUUCUUUUUGCCACACAUUUUUGUGGUAAAUUUGUGAGUUUGUCUGAUGUUCUACCACAACGUGGCGUCUGAUAACAGUGGGGUGGGGUGGGGUUUGUUAUGUCUUUAUUGAGUAUUUAAGUACUUUUUGCAACAUAAAUAACGUGUUCAUCUCUCGCCAUUCCAUCAGGCAGUGUUGGUCCAGCUGGCCAUGAGAAGCUUCGCUCUGUGUUCGGUGUGUCCCUCACUCACAGUCUGGGAAGGAAACCCAGAGGCAUUUAGGAUUAUAUUACAUAUGAAAUAUUGGGGUUUCCCUCAGAAUGAGCCAUUCAGCUUUUCUCCACUCUCAUUACCUAUUUAAUAUUUUAUUAUUAGCGCCUCUGUGUUUUAACUCUUAAUUUAUAAUUAUGCUCAAACUUCGAAAAUUUUAAUCAUGACAAAACAAAUUUCCUGCUGCAUCAUGUCCAGAGCUGCUUUAACCCCAACCAGACUUUUUCUUUCUGUGGGUUUGUUGUUUUGGUUUUUUUCUUUUCCCCUGCUAAGACAAAAUAUUAACAACAUCUUGUAAUGGUUCAUGACACGAAAGCAGCAGCCUCACAGCAGUGACCAAGUGCUCUGUGGGGCUCAGACUGAGAACUAUGGACUGAAACAACUUCCAGAGGGCCGUGGAAGUCCAUAGCCAGUUAUUGGAAAAGGAACUGAUGGUGUUUGCAGGAUCCAUUUCCCAGGACAAGCUGUUGGGUGUCACCUGGGGCCAUCAUACACAGGAGAAGUGACAGGAAUGAUCAGUUCACUCUGUGCUGCUUCAGUUCGUUCGUUGUUCCGAAGGGGUGUAUCCGUGUGUUGGUCAGUGCCAAGUCACCAGGGACCAAUUCUCCAUGGAACAGGAUGGGUGCCCAGAAGAGAACCUCAUCCCAGGACUGCCACAGCUCCAGGGAAGGGUACGUCUGAACUGCGGGUUUGUUUGAGAUCGCUUGUGAAGAGAAGAGAAAAAGAGUUACAAAACAAACCAACCAAGGGCUGUGCUAUCCCAGUUUUCCCUUCUGGAAACACCUCCUUUCCUUGUGUUAAAUUUACCUGUUCAUUUUAGGUCAAUGUUUAAAUGUACAACACUUUGAACAUGUGAUUUGGUUACAAAAAGUAUUUGUCUGUGACUGAAGAGGUUGCUCAGCGGUUGGCGUGUGCUCGGAGCUGUUCCAGAGGAUGGAAGGGUUGAAUCAGCCAAAAAAGAGCUGAAGGACAGGCUGCAGGAUGUCACAGGAGCCACAUCUGUGUUUUACCAGAGUCCUGAGCAUUUACUUCUGUAAUUAAGCAGUUGAGAUUGGUCAGUGAAGCCUUAUCUGCUUUGUUUGAUCCCGGUGUUUCCCCCUUUGCUCUCUCGGAGCACACGGAGUGCUGGCACUGUGUCUGGUCCCUUUAGCUGAGAAGGAAGACCCCGAGGUUUUAGUCUCUGUAAAUCCAGCAUCCAUGGGGGAUGUCAGAGCACAGUUUGUGGGCACAGGUGAGGGUUUAGGGAGAGGAACCUGCCAGGCACAGUCCCGUGUCCACACAUGUUCUUUUGGCCACUUUUACCUUGUGAGUGUCCACAGAGACACAAAAAUCACACCCCCAACACUUAAUGCGCAGUUUUAGCUGAACAUCUCUGGCAGGGGCUUACUGGUGCUUUUUGCGUAAUUAGCAAGUUGUUAUUAAUUGCCUCUUCACUGCCUGAUCUUUCAGCGAGCCAAAUGCUUUGCUCUUAUUUUAAUACAAAUCUAGUUCAAGAAGCAAUUCCAGGCUGGCAGUUCUGAAGUGGAUAUUGAAUCUCCCAUCAUUUAUUAUAAUUACCUCUAAUCACUGACAGGGUGGUUGCUUCCCAUGUAGUUUUAAGAUAAAAAUAAGGCCCGAGCAGUUAAACAUUGGCAGGUUUUUUACUGGAAGUGCCAAGUCUGGGCAGCUGUAUCAGUGGACAUUCCCCUCAUUUGGGUAAGUUGCAACUUUAUUUUUUUAAAGUUUCUAUUGAGAUUUUGAUUUAGGAUCUAAUUUUUAAAAGGAAAACGUGUCUGAACAGAUUUUUAUUCCUGAUUUCUUGUGCCUCUGCUUGGCAACUGUUUGGUUCCUUUUCCAGGGGCAUGACAGGAGAGGAGUGUAGGGAGCACUAAGUGGGACAAGCAGGACCAAGGAGAGGGAGUUGCUUGGCAUGCUCUGAGCUGUAGGUGGAAGGUGAAAAGAGGAAAUACUGAUCAUUGGUGACUUCUCAUUAGUGCAAAAUCGACUUUCAAGGAGUCAGUGGGUUUUGUGGUCCAGAGGACUGGGAGCAGCUCUGUUCUUUAGAAGCUAAAAGGAAACAGCACUGAGAUGCUGUGUUUGUUCAGGGGAGUUGUUUUAAUUUGGACUUAAUGAACAUUUUGGGACAGAUUGUGAGUCCUUUGUGUUUGUGCUCAGCCCGGUUAUGCCAGUUGUGAUGCCCAUGGUGCCCAGAGCAGGGAGUCCGUGCCCACUGCUCCAGGAUGAGCAAGAGGGUCAGGGUUGGAAAUGGGAUAAAUGUUUUUAGAUAUAAAGAAAAAUACAGCAGGGGGCAAGCUCCUGUAAAAGGGAACUUGCCAAAUUCUCUAGAGGAGUGGGGGCUCGGAGGGGUUACACAGGAGGAGAGGCUUUUCCUCUCUCACAUUCUGUAUAGGAAUGUAAAUAUGCACUGCCUGUAUAUUCUAGGAUUAUAUAUAUGUACAUAGAGGAGUCAUAUCUGUUCUAUAUAAAUAACUAGACACAUGCAUAGAAUACUAUUAUAUUUACAUUUUUAUAAACGUAAAAUAAUAUUCCUUUUCCUUAGUAGGAGGUUUUUGUAGUCAUGAGUAGCUGUCUCAGCACCUCUCAGUCCUGUACAUGUGGCCCUGUUGGUAACGUGGCUCCAGCAUUUGCUUUGCUUGUGAAUGUCACUGAAAUCUGUGGGUUGGAACAGCUGUGACCACUUUUGUAUUUUUAUAUCUUUUUAUUAAUACUUGCAGAUCUGGGUUAGGGUGGAACUGACAAGCAGGUGGAGGCCUAUCUGAGGAUGAGCAGUGGCAGCACAGGCUUCCUGCAUCCCCUGAGCUCCUGUCCGGCUUCCUUUGAGUCCCUGUGGGACCCUUCCCAAUCCCAGUGUCCCAGCAGCCCGUGCAGACAGGGAAUGGUGGUGGCUGUGCUGCGGAGGAGCUGCCCUCACACCAGUCGGGUGUGUUGGUCCUUGUUGUGUAGCAAAGGGGCCCUGUUGCUCAGCUGGUUGUGUUGGGUUAGGGAGGAGAAGCUUCCUCUGCCAUUCCUCUUUAUUCCCAUAGGGGCAGGAGUCUGUAAAGUAUUUUUAUCUGAAUUGUUACUGCAACAGUCAAUUUCAAGAGAACUCCUUGAAAGCCAGGGAAGCUCCCCUUGGGUUUUGGCCAUGAGGAACCUGAUGUCUUGUGCUGAUUCCUUACAGGUUGUGUGAGGAGUUAAAACCUAAGAAUCAUGGAAUAUGCUAAGUUGGAAGAGACCCACAGGAACCAUCCAGUCCAAAUCCUGGCUCUGCACAGGACACCUCAACAAC
Empidonax traillii (willow flycatcher) is the source of this 14081-nucleotide messenger RNA. RefSeq names its product nuclear factor of activated T cells 5 (gene NFAT5). The coding region runs from base 4324 to 8634 and encodes 1436 amino acids. The record is from RefSeq and is a predicted model, not a curated record. Gene Ontology annotation, molecular function: transcription factor binding; RNA polymerase II cis-regulatory region sequence-specific DNA binding; DNA-binding transcription factor activity, RNA polymerase II-specific. NCBI's taxonomy places the organism in Eukaryota, Metazoa, Chordata, Aves, Passeriformes, Tyrannidae. Gene Ontology annotation, cellular component: transcription regulator complex. The transcript has 14 exons. Gene Ontology annotation, biological process: cytokine production; calcineurin-NFAT signaling cascade; regulation of transcription by RNA polymerase II.